Messenger RNA from Oppia nitens, 2070 nucleotides. RefSeq names its product prolyl 4-hydroxylase subunit alpha-1-like (gene PH4alphaEFB). The transcript is spliced from 3 exons. Bases 252 to 1937 code for a protein of 561 amino acids. Gene Ontology annotation, molecular function: iron ion binding; procollagen-proline 4-dioxygenase activity; L-ascorbic acid binding. Lineage: Eukaryota; Metazoa; Arthropoda; Arachnida; Sarcoptiformes; Oppiidae. Gene Ontology annotation, biological process: peptidyl-proline hydroxylation to 4-hydroxy-L-proline. The record is from RefSeq and is a predicted model, not a curated record. Gene Ontology annotation, cellular component: endoplasmic reticulum.
UGACAUAAUAGGCGUCAAUGUGUUGACCGAAAUCCACAAACAAAUCAAAUGACUGUUUGUAUAACAUUUGAUUCAAUUGACUGCACUAUCACUGGAACCGAUAGAUCAAUACUUUGUGUCAUUCAUUGACUACUUAUUUUGUUACGACAAUGACUUUCAUCACAAUUAAUAAAUAAUCACAUUUUUAAAUAGUUUGCCAAACAAUUUGAAGACCGCACCCAACAGUCCUACGACCAGCCGGUGCUGUCAUUAUGAAGUGCCAACUCUUUCGUGUCAUUGACUUAUUAGUGGUGUUGUCAUCACUGGUGUCGUUGCCAUUAAUUAGUUGCGAAUUGUUCACAGCUUUAGUCCAUUUGGAGAAACUGUUGAAUACAGAGAAACAGAUCGUUGGUUCUCUCGAAGAAUACCUGUCCGCUGAAGAACAACGACUCAAACAACUGAGACGACUGUCCAAACAUUACUCUGAAUUAAAUUUAAUUGCCAGCAAAGACACUGAAUCUUAUUUAGCGAAUCCAAUCAAUGCAUAUCUGUUGGUCAAGAGGUUAACCACCGAUUGGAAAGAAGUUGAAGCACUGAUCCAAUCGGAUAAAAGACAUAUAAUCGAUGUGUUGCAGCAAAACGAGACCUUUCCCUCAGCUGAAGACUUAUCAGGUGCAGCGGAGGCCUUACUUAGACUUCAAGAUACUUACAAAUUGGACACAACAUCAUUGGCCAAUGGGUUUAUUCCGGUUAUGGACACAAAGAAAAAUGAAUUGGAAGUAGGAGUACAGCCGCCAGAAAUACGUAUCCCGUUGUCAUCUAAUGAUUGUUUUGAAUUGGGCCGUCAGGCUUACAUCAAUCAGGACUACUAUCACACUGUCCUAUGGAUGCAGGAAGCGUUAGACCGAUUGGAAAGAGAAGACUUACCAACAGACUUGAACCGAGCAAUUAUUUUAGAGUAUUUAGCUUUUUCCACUUAUCAAAAGGGAAACGUUAGACUAGCACUUCAAUUAACUCAUCAAUUGCUUGAUAUAUCACCUGACCAUCCCAGAGCACAGGGCAAUAUUGAUUACUAUGAGAGAGAACUAUCUCAAAAUAUUAAUGCAAAGAAAAGAGGUGAUGACGGAGAGGUUCCUAUGGAUGACGCCAUCGUUGAAUCGGCCAACUCAUGGUCUGUGGAGGAAACCGAACGCCAGACAUAUGAGGCUCUUUGUCGCGGAGAGAAACGUAUUAGCGAUAAGACUGCCUCUCAAUUGAUGUGUUUUUAUUUGAACACUACUUAUAUACCAUUUUUAAAACUAAUUCAUAUCAAAGUCGAAGAAGCAUUUAAAAGGCCACAAAUAGUCAUAUUUCAUGAUUUUAUGUCUGAUUAUGAGAUAGAAGUGGUUAAGUCAUUAUCAGAGCCUAAGCUCAAGAGGGCAACUGUCCAAAACUCAGUGACCGGUAAUCUCGAAACUGCCAAAUAUAGGAUCUCAAAGAGUGCAUGGCUUACAAAUAGAGAGCACCCGGUUGUGCAACGAAUCACACAACGAAUCAGUGCUAUCACUGGACUUGAACUGUCCACUGCUGAGGAAUUACAAGUUGUUAAUUAUGGUAUUGGAGGCCAUUAUGAACCUCACUUUGAUUUUGCCAGACGUGAAGAAAAGGAUGCAUUUAAGUCAUUGGGAACGGGCAAUAGGAUAGCCACUUGGCUUAACUACAUGAGCAAUGUAGAGGCAGGAGGUGCCACAGUGUUUCCCCAUUUAGGUAUCACAUUAUGGCCUAAGAAGUCGACGGCAGCUUUUUGGUAUAAUUUGCAUAAAUCAGGUGACGGCGAUCUCUUGACCCGACACGCGGCCUGUCCUGUACUCGUUGGCUCCAAAUGGGUCUCUAAUAAAUGGAUCCACGAAAGAGGUCAAGAGUUUCGUAAGCCAUGCGGUCUUAAGAUCAAUGAAUAUAAUAUAAUUCAAAAUAUUUGAGUUAUAAAAUUGGCUUUUGAUAUAUUACUCAUUUAAUAUAUUGAUUUUUUAGCUAAACUAGUCUUUUUUAAAGUAAAUGCUUAACAAUUGUUACCUAUAUAGCAAUAAAACCAAUGGCAACUAAAUUAAAAGU